This is a messenger RNA of Candidula unifasciata, 855 nucleotides long. The record is from the annotation of a GenBank genome assembly. Lineage: Eukaryota; Metazoa; Mollusca; Gastropoda; Stylommatophora; Geomitridae.
AUGGCACAGGAAAAUAAGAACAAGCCUAAGCCUUGGAUUGCCAAUGAUCUGUUGAAGUUUCCAUCUCAGUCAUACACUCACAGCUUUAAAGGAAGUACACAUUUGGCCAGAGUUAUCAUCACAGAGGAUGGAGAAUGUUUGCUUGAAGAUGGUCACAACAAAAUUCUGGCUGUUUUUGCCUCUGCUCCCAGAAGUACACUUGAAUGGAAUCCUCACAGACAACCAGUUGAGUUAAAACAUGGUACAACAAUCAGAAUUCUUGCAUACACCUUUGACAUCAUCACAACACAGGAUGAGAACUGCCUGUUUGUGCUUGUUGUGAAUAACUGGCAACACACAACUGAUGGCCUAGCUGGCAGCUUGGAGCAGUCCACUGAUGUGAAUUUGUUAGAAGCUGUGAGAAACUGUCUCCAUGGCUGUUUUAUGACAUGGUCUGGUGCAGAGAGAGGUUCAGGUUUUCAGCAGCAAAGAAGCGGUCAGAAUCUAUCUCGUCUAGGCAGACUAGCUGAUCACAGUCCAAGUCAGAAUCUAACCAGUCAGAGCAAUAGUCAGAAUCUAUCUUGUCUAGCCAAAUUAGCCAAUCAAAGUGAUAGCCAGAAUCUGACCAAUCAAAGCAGUAGUCAGAAUCUGUGUUGUCUAGCCAGGCUAGCCAAUCAGAGCAACAGUCAGAAUCUAGCUAAUCAGAGUGAAAGUCAAAAUCUAGCCAGUCAGAGCAACAGUCAGAAUCUAGCCAGUAACAGCAACAGUCAGAUUUUAUCUUGUCUAGCUAGGUUAGCCAAUCAAAGCAAAAGUCAGAAUCUAGCUAAUCAGAGUGAAAGUCAAAAUCUAUCCAGUCAGAGCAUUGGUCAUAAUCUA